UUCCCUGGAAUGCAGAUCCUGUAAGUCAGAUGUGUGCAGUAAUUUAUGAAAAAGGAUACGGUUAUCUACAGGUGUGUACUGUACAAGAGGUUUGGUGUUUAUAAAACUGCUGUAUCAUCCUACCUCUCGCUGAGAUCCAGUAGUGAAGUCACCGUCACUUCAUUCCGCUUCCCCUCAUCUCUCAUAUGAGCUGUAAGCUGCCAAGAUCUGCGGAGAAAAUGGUAGCAGCUCCACGGCAACCGAGGCCGGAUCGGACGUCACGUUUUCUAAGCCGGAGACACCGCACGAAUUAAUUACUGCAGCCCAGAGACACAGACACUUCGGUUUCUUUCUCUUCUUUCUUCUACUCUCUUGGAGUCGGCGUCUUGGAGCCCCGCCACCAAGGCCCAGCUCGGCGCGGGGCAAUGGAGCUGCUAGCCAAGGCGCCCGUGCUGAGCUGCGGCGGGAAGAGGGGAGGCGGAGGCGCGGCGGGGUUGCCCAUGGGCCCGCUCGUGGGCGCGCUGGGCAGGUGCAUCUUCAGGGCCGUGCCGCCGCCGUCCGCGCCAAGGGUCUGCGGGACGCCGGGGGGCCCGCCGGUGACGGCGCCGAGGGUGCGGCUCAGGGACGGGCGGCACCUGGCGUACGCGGAGUCGGGGGUGCGGAAGGAGGACGCGCGGUUCAGGGUCGUCCUCUCCCACGGGUUCACCGGCUCCCGCCUCGACACCCUCCGCGCCGCGCCGGAAGUGGCCGAAGAACUGGGCGUGUACAUGGUGGGCUUCGAUCGCGCAGGAUACGGCGAGAGCGACCCAAACCCCAACCGCUCUGUGAAGAGCGCCGCUCUCGACGUCGAGGAACUCGCGGACGCACUGGGGUUGGGCCCCAAGUUCUACGUGAUCGGCAUCUCCCUUGGCUGCCAUGCCGUUUGGGGCGCCCUCAAGUACAUCCCCGACAGGAUCGCUGGGGCGGCGAUGAUGGCGCCGGUGGUGAACUACUGGUGGCCGGGGUUCCCCGCCGACCUGACCGCCGAGGUGUACGCCAAGCAGGAGGUGGGCGACCAGUGGGCGCUGCGCGUGUCACAUCACGCCCCCGGCAUCCUCCACUGGUGGAUGGAGCAGAGCUGGCUCCCCACCUCCACCGUCGUCGCCAACACCACCCACCUGCCCAACGAGCGCGACGCCGAGAUCCGCCGCACCCUCACCGCGGACGGCACGCUCCAGAAGAAGAGGGAGCUGGCGACGCAGCAAGGCAUCCACGAGUCGUACUACCGCGACAUGAUGGUCAUGUUCGGGAAGUGGGAGUUCGACCCCAUGAGCCUCCCGAAGCCGCCGUGCCCCGUGCAUCUGUGGCAGGGCGACGAGGACGGGCUGGUGCCGGUGGUGUUGCAGAGAUACCUCGUCAGCCGGCUCAGCUGGGUCAACUACCAUGAGCUCCCCCGCACCGGGCACUUCCUGUCGUCGGUGCCCGGGCUGGGGGACACCGUUCUUAGGACCCUUUUCGGUUGAGCAUACUAGUCUAUCAACCCAUGCAGCGCAAGGGCUAGCGAUUGUAGAAAACAUAUGAACAACAAAAGUUCAUGUGAAUUUCAUCGCAUAUGUUCAAUAUAAUUGCUUUUCUAUGGUAUAUAGAUGGUGAGUGGAAAAGUAUUGAAAGAGUUGUUAGACAUAUACUAACUACGUAAUGAAAGGUUAAACCUUACAUACUUUUUUUUC
Phragmites australis (common reed) is the source of this 1688-nucleotide messenger RNA. RefSeq lists its product as uncharacterized. The coding region runs from base 405 to 1481 and encodes 358 amino acids. The record is from RefSeq and is a predicted model, not a curated record. NCBI's taxonomy places the organism in Eukaryota, Viridiplantae, Streptophyta, Magnoliopsida, Poales, Poaceae. The transcript has 4 exons.